GAAGCUUGCAGAAAGCACGCAAACUGGUUGCUUUCACUGUCGCAUCACAGACGCAUGUGAUAAACCAGAAUUCUUGUUGGACAGAGUUAUUGCAUCCUACACAGGAGGUCUUCAUAACACGCGGGUUUAUUCGCUGCAAUUCGACUCGAACCAUUCCUGAUAAUUCUGGAUUGCUGACAUUUGUUGUCCAUUGAUUUCGGCUCACCCGCACCUUUCAACAACGAUCGCAGCUUACGCCAUUCACGAGUAUCACGCGCGUCACGAAAAUACGAGACCGAAGGUCUAGUCAUCGAGGUACACGCCGCAUACUCACCAUGGCCGACGGUGGAGGCUGGAGUACAAUUGAGUCUGACGAGGGCGUAUUCACAUCUCUAAUCGAGAACAUCGGCGUGAAAGGCGUGCAGUUCGAAGAGCUCAUUUCCCUCGAUGCCGACACAAUACGCUCAUUAAGCCCUGUCUACGGCGUCAUUUUCCUCUUCAAAUGGAUCGGCGGCCAGUCGCGCGACCGAACAACCCCUGCUGACGGCACAUACGACCAACAAGCCGCGACAGAAAACGGACUUUUCUUCGCCGCACAGACAAUUCAGAAUGCUUGCGGCACCCAAGCCAUUCUCUCCGUCAUCCUCAACCACGACACACCUGCAUCAGGCACACCUGUCCCCAUCGACAUCGGUUCCGAGCUUUCCUCCUUCAAAUCCUUCACUCAGGGCUUUCCCUCCGACUUACUUGGUGAGGCGCUAUCGAACUCGGAGGCGAUUCGCACGGCUCACAAUGCGUUCGCCCGCGCAAGUCCCUUUGCAGACGAGACGCAGCGCACAGCGCAGGACGAGGAAGGCGAUGUAUUCCACUUCAUCGCAUAUACGCCUGUCCACGGGCAGCUGUACGAACUAGACGGCCUCCAGCCCUUCCCGAUCAGCCACGGGGCGUGCGACAGCGAAAAUUUUCCGGAGAAGGUCAUCGAGGUGCUCCAGCGGCGCAUCGCUCGAUACCCGGCCGGCGAGGUGCGGUUUAACCUGAUGGCCGCAGUGCGCGAUUUGCGGAUAAGGGCGCAGGAGAUUGGCGACACGGAGUUACUGGAGCGGGAGAAUUCGAAGAGGAAAGCGUGGGCGUGGGAGAAUUCGCUGCGACGGUGCAACUUUGUGGGUUUCAUUGGGGAGACACUCAAGGGCGUGGUGGAUCAGAAGGUUCAGCAGGGCCAGUAUGAUUCGUGGGUGGAGGCAGCGAAGAAGGAGACUCUACGAAGAGCAGAGGCGAGGAAAGGUCUAUAGACAUAUUCCUAUAGUAGGUUCCGUGGAAGUUGUUUUUAGCAUGUACUAUACCGCCACGCAUCUAGGAAAUUGUAUGAUGAUGAUAUCAUGAGCAAUACAAUACAGCAUUAACAUUC
This is a messenger RNA of Talaromyces proteolyticus, 1384 nucleotides long. Its product is annotated as putative ubiquitin hydrolase. The transcript has 3 exons. Bases 315 to 1268 code for a protein of 317 amino acids. Gene Ontology annotation, biological process: ubiquitin-dependent protein catabolic process; protein deubiquitination. Gene Ontology annotation, cellular component: cytoplasm. Gene Ontology annotation, molecular function: cysteine-type deubiquitinase activity. NCBI's taxonomy places the organism in Eukaryota, Fungi, Ascomycota, Eurotiomycetes, Eurotiales, Trichocomaceae. The record is from RefSeq and is a predicted model, not a curated record.